Messenger RNA from Aquila chrysaetos chrysaetos, 12262 nucleotides. It is a transcript of the gene HDAC9, whose product is annotated as histone deacetylase 9. Gene Ontology annotation, cellular component: histone deacetylase complex. The coding region runs from base 880 to 4185 and encodes 1101 amino acids. Gene Ontology annotation, biological process: chromatin organization; negative regulation of transcription by RNA polymerase II. Gene Ontology annotation, molecular function: histone deacetylase activity. The transcript is spliced from 27 exons. NCBI's taxonomy places the organism in Eukaryota, Metazoa, Chordata, Aves, Accipitriformes, Accipitridae. The record is from RefSeq and is a predicted model, not a curated record.
UUUAGGACUGAUAGAGGCCGUGGCGUUUUGCUCGCUUUUCACAAAAUACUCCCUGGGGGAGGGCAAGGAGGGAGAGGGGCGCGAGUCGCGGGCGAGGAGCGUUUCUGCCCCGCUCCCUGCCUUCCCUUCCUCCCUCCCUGGCUUCUCCCACCGAAACGGGCUGGGCAGGGGGAAGGGGUUAAUCGCGCUCGAGGCCGAGCAGCGGAGGGAGGACGGCAGGCAGUUUGAAAGACAGAGACUGGACAGCUGUGUUUGCUGUGGUAUUUUUAAACGCAUUAAUGCAGGCUCCAAUCACCCGGCCAUGCUUGACCUAUUUUUGGCUCAGGCCGGCCAUUGUUCUAUUUCUGCCGCCGCUGGGCCACGCGGGUGUCGAUUCAAAUGCAAAUGAGUUAUCGCUGCUGCUCCCGCCAACUUCGUCCAGCCGCCCGGCCGAGGGAGAGCCGGCCAGGGAGAGGAGAGGGGCGCGGGGACAGCAACACUGGUCCGGGCUGGGGUAAUUCAGGCUAAACCCUCGGGGCCUCCCGGUCCCUGGAAAGGUGGCUGCUUUGGUUUGAUGGUUUUUAAGAGGCUGUGUUUCCCCCCCCUCCCCGCCCUGCCAGAAAGCCCGAAGCGCAGAGAUAUUUCUUCAUUUCUUCUUCCACCUGCCGUUGGCUGCCCGAACGCAACUGCUCAAACUCGGCAGCGCACAGCCCCCUGCGCACUCACGGCUCCCUUCCAGCGGGCGGGGGCUGCCGAGCGUGGAUUUGGGGUUUUUUCCCUCUCCCGAUAGAUACUUGUGCAAAUCCUUAAACGUUGCUAAUUGCCGAAGCGUAUUAUCUUACAACCCUCGCUGGAGGAGAUGGGGUUUCUGGACGUGAACAGCUCUUGGCUCAGCAAAGAAUGCACAGUAUGAUCAGCUCAGUGGAUGUAAAGUCGGAGGUUCCCGUGGGAUUAGAGCCUAUCUCACCAUUAGACUUGCGAACUGAUCUCAGGAUGAUGGUUCCCAUGGUGGACCCAAUUAUGCGUGAAAAGCAGCUACAGCAGGAACUACUUCUGAUCCAGCAGCAGCAGCAAAUUCAGAAACAACUGCUGAUUGCAGAGUUUCAGAAGCAGCAUGAAAACCUGACCCGCCAGCAUCAGGCCCAGCUUCAGGAGCACAUAAAGUUACAACAGGAACUCCUAGCCAUUAAACAACAGCAAGAACUCCUUGAAAAAGAGCAGAAACUGGAGCAGCAGAGACAAGAGCAGGAACUGGAGAGGCAUCGCAGGGAACAACAGCUUCCUCCCCUCCGAGGCAAAGAAAGAGGCCGAGAAAGGGCCGUGGCCAGUACAGAAGUGAAGCAGAAACUUCAAGAGUUCCUGUUGAGUAAAUCGGCAACAAAAGACUCUCCAGCAAACGGGAAGAAUCAUUCCAUGAGCCGCCACCCCAAGCUCUGGUACACGGCUGCCCACCAUACCUCACUGGAUCAAAGCUCUCCACCCCUGAGUGGGGCCUCGCCACCAUACAAAUACACUUUACCAGGAGCGCAGGAUGCCAAGGAUGAUUUUCCACUUCGUAAAACGGCAUCAGAGCCUAAUUUGAAGGUACGUUCAAGGUUAAAACAAAAGGUUACAGAAAGGAGAAGCAGUCCUUUACUCAGGAGGAAGGAUGGAAACAUCAGUUCAUUCAAGAAGCGACUCUUUGAGGUGACAGAAUCCUCAGUCAGUAGCAGCUCCCCUGGAUCAGGUCCCAGUUCCCCAAGCAAUGGUCCGACCAGCAGUGUAACAGAAAAUGAAACCUCAGUUUUGCCAUCUAACAUUCAAGCUGAGCAUCUGGUUUCACAGCAACGCCUUUUGAUACAGGAUGAAUCAGUGAACUUGUUGAGUCUGUACACAUCCCCUUCUCUGCCCAACAUUACCUUGGGACUUCCAGCAGUACAACCUCAAAUCAGUGGAGUCAGGGAGUGCUCCAGGAAAAGUAAUAGCUUCCCACUACUACAGGCUUCAUCGUCAUUCAAAGAAAAGCAGAAGGGGGAGACCCAGUCGCUCAGACAAGGAGUGGCCUUGGCUGGACAGUACGGGGGGAACAUUCCUCCAUCCUCAACUCAUCCUCAUGUUGCUUUGGAGGGAAAGCCAAACAGCAGCCACCAAGCUCUCUUGCAGCAUCUGUUACUGAAAGAACAAAUGAGACAGCAAAAACUUCUUGUGACUGGAGCAGUUCCUCUUCAUCCACAGUCUCCUUUAGCAGCGAAGGAGAGAGUCUCACCUGGAAUAAGAGCUGCCCACAAACUGCCUCGUCACAGGCCACUGAAUCGAACCCAGUCAGCUCCUCUUCCUCAGAGUACUUUGGCCCAGCUGGUCAUCCAGCAGCAACAUCAACAAUUUUUGGAGAAGCAGAAACAGUACCAGCAGCAGAUCCACAUGAAUAAGAUGCUCUCUAAGUCCAUUGAGCAGCUCAAGCAGCCUGGCAGUCACCUGGAGGAAGCUGAAGAAGAGCUUCACGGAGAUCACUCGAUGCAGGAAGAGCGAGCUCCUGCCAGCGGUGCCAGCGUUAGGGCUGAGAGCAGCAGUGCUGGUGUGGAUGACAGAAUAGGACAGCAGGUGGGGGCUGUGAAAGUCAAAGAGGAGCCACCGGACAGUGACGAGGAUGUUCAAUCCCAGCAAAUGGAAUCUGGGGAGCAAGCUGCUUUUAUGCAACAGGAGUUCCUGGCACAUCAGCGUGUCCACCAAUUGCAAAUCUACCAGGCUCAGAUGGCUACAGUUGGCAUGGCAGGAUUAGAUAAACAUCGGCCAGUGUCCAGGACCCCGUCUUCCCCUGCUGAUUCCACAUUACCUCACCCAGACAUGGACCAGCCCAGCCAGCAUGUCUACACGACUGGUGUUGUGUAUGACAGUCUGAUGCUGAAGCACCAGUGUAUGUGUGGCAACUAUGCUAAUCACCCUGAACAUGCUGGAAGGAUCCAAAGCAUAUGGUCAAGGCUGCAAGAAACUGGGUUGCUAAACAAGUGCGAGCGAAUUCGAGGUCGAAAAGCCAGUCUGGAGGAAAUACAGCUGGUUCACUCUGAACAUCAUUCACUGCUGUAUGGCACCAGCCCCCUGAACAGACAGAAGCUGGACCCCAGGAAACUCCUAGGAAACGUGUCUCAAAAACUCUUUUCCCUGUUGCCUUGUGGGGGACUUGGGGUGGACAGUGACACCGUUUGGAACGAGCUGCACUCGGCCGGGGCGGCACGCAUGGCGGUGGGCUGUGUCAUCGAGCUGGCGGCCCGCGUGGCCUCCCGGGAGCUGAAGAAUGGCUUUGCUGUUGUAAGGCCCCCAGGCCAUCAUGCUGAAGAAUCAACAGCCAUGGGGUUCUGCUUUUUUAAUUCGAUUGCAAUUACUGCCAAAUACUUGAGAGACAAGCUAAAUAUAGGCAAGAUAUUGAUUGUAGAUCUGGAUGUUCACCAUGGCAACGGUACACAGCAGGCUUUUUACACUGACCCCAGCAUCCUGUAUGUUUCCCUCCAUCGCUAUGAUGAAGGCAACUUCUUCCCCGGCAGUGGAGCCCCAAAUGAGGUUGGAAGUGGCCCUGGUGAAGGGUAUAACAUAAAUAUUGCUUGGACAGGUGGCUUGGAUCCUCCUAUGGGCGAUGUUGAGUAUCUCACAGCAUUCAGGACUGUGAUUAUGCCAGCCGCCAAUGAGUUUGAUCCAGAGAUUGUGCUAGUGUCAGCAGGAUUCGAUGCCGUGGAAGGCCAUGACCCUCCGCUGGGCGGUUACAAAGUCACAGCUAAAUGUUUUGGUCACCUAACCAAGCAAUUGCUGAAGCUAGCGGAUGGCCGUGUUGUGCUGGCACUGGAGGGAGGACAUGACCUUACUGCCAUCUGUGAUGCAUCUGAAGCCUGUAUAAACGCCCUUUUAGGAAAUGAGCUGGAGCCUCUCCCAGAAGAUAUUGUGCACCAAAUCCCCAAUAUGAAUGCAAUAGCUUCUUUAAAAAAGACCACUGAAAUUCAAAGCAAGUACUGGAAGUCAGUGGAGCCAUACUCUGUGCCAGUGGAUUGUGCGCUGGCUGAGUCUCAGAAACGAGAGAGGGAGGAGACGGAAACGGUGUCUGCUAUGGCCUCUCUUUCAGUGGAUGUUGAGCAGUGCAUGCCUCAGGAAGGCAGCAGAGGACAUGCAGGUCUUCCAAAAGUGGCUGGAGAAGGUGGAAGCAUGCGGUCAGCACAACAGCAACAUACACCACCAGUGUGAAUUCCCCACACGGUGCAUGAUCCUUUAUCACACCUGAGGACGGCAGCAGCAGGCUGGCCUCCAUCCUACCCUGGUUGCCACUGUGCAAUCUCUGCUGCAAGCCAGAGCAAUGCAAGAGGGGAAAAAGAGGGAAUGCAAGAGGGCUUCACCUCGCCUCUCAGCAAUGAGGGAGCUGCAGUGGUUACUGUAUGUAGGAAACAUUCUCCACCAUGUGGUGAGGAACAAAAGAUUUAAGAUUUAUAGGUUAAUAAUCUUUUAGGGUCAAUAAUACUUUGGAAAGUGAUUAGUCUGAAAAACAUCUUCUUUUUCAUAUUUCAUUCAUCUGACAUGUUUUUCAACAUACUAGCUGUGAUCAUUCCAAAUCAUAAAGGAAUAACCUGCAUAAAAUCAUUUAUAGACACGCUGCUGAAUUUUUCAUUGGGAAAGACUUUAAUAAACUCCAGAUUCAUUUAAAUUUCUCUGGCUUCCUUGCUGAAUAAACUACCAAAGCCCAUGCAAGCCCCCAUUAAUUACUUUUUUUUUUUCCAUGGGACCUCAUGAGUUUGUACUUUCUGAGGGCUGUUUUACUGAAGCCAGUUAUUAUACUGGCUUACAAGAUUUAAAUGGUAAAUGUCUCAUUUAUUAAUUUGCAUUUACUUUUUGCUCUCCCCUCAUUUCAAAAUUGCUUGAAGUAACUAUUUUUAAGGUCUUAAGCUCAUUUGUCGUAUGGUAUUCUGCCAGACUGAGGUAAAAAAUGGUUUAUGUCCAAAUUCUUAUGCCCUUCAAUGGUGAGGUCUCACUGUGAUCUCAGAAGCUUGCCAUCUUAUAAUUGCCAGCAUAAUCCUGAAGUGCGGUAGCUUGUCAGAUACAAGGAAUUAUGGCACUUUAUACCAGCCCAGCAUAUGUCCCAGCUGUUUUUUUACUGGAUGUUUUAAGGAGCUCAUCGUGUCUAAGCUGAAUAUUUCCCAGAGGCUUUCAAAUAAAAAAUAUACAUAUAAUCUGAUUUGAUGUUAUUAAUAGAUACCUUCUCUAUGACAGUGAUCUGCUGAUCGAGUUCAGAAUUUUGUCUCAGAAGUUGCAGGCAGGCAGGCAGGCAAUGCAUUUGUGAAAGCACAGAAUCAAAAAUCAGAGGACUGAAGAACCCCAGAAGAAACACUGCUAACUACUUGGCUACUAGUGAACUAUUCUGCUUUAAUGGUAUGGGCCUACUUGAAAAAAUAAAUGCAUGUAUUUUUAGUUGCAAAAGCUUGUAAAAUGAAAGUAUCACAGCUAUUUUUUUCAUGAAAUUAUUUGCCUCUGUUGACACAAAGCAUGUACAUUUCUGGACAAAAAGUUAUAAAAUAUUCUGACAUAUUUUAAUAUAAACAGGAACAUUUUCAGUGAUUGCUUGGAUCUAAAAUGUUUUUCCACUUGACAUUUGUUUAUACUUCCUAGGAAAGAAACUCUAUUUAUGGAUAAAUGAAUAACACAAAUAAACAUCAGAGAGAGCUGAAAAAUCAGCUUUGAUUAUGCAUGAAAAUCUACAAUGUCAUUGUGUACUCUUGUGCCGUAUUCUGAUUGCCUGUUUAUUUUUACAGAGCUGCUGGCGAGCCCAUGGAAGAAGAGCCAGCCUUGUGAAGUGCCAAGUCCUCCCUGAUAUUUCCUGUGGGUGACAUCAUUGUGUAUCCCCCCAAAGCACCCUCAGACAUGUCUUGUCUGCUGCUUGGGUGGCACAGAUCAGAUGGAACAUAAACACUGGGCACAAAACUCUGAAUAGCAGCUUCACUUGUUCUUUGGAUGGACUUGAAAGGGCCCUAAAGAUUCCUUAAAUGUAACCGCUACAAUUCUAGAGUUACAGUAAAACAGGCUCGGAAGAAAGAGCCUAGAGCAUGCUUUUUAUAUGCUGUUUGACCCACUCACCAACAUAAAUUGUGAAAUAGAGUAUUACAAAAUUCUACAUGAUAGAUUAUAGAUAUGAGAAUUGCAACAGCCAGCAAAAUACUCGGUAAACUCCAUGAAUCACUUUCUGACAAUUUUUACUGGGUAAUUUUUUUCAUACUGCGUUAAAUUGUUAAUAGAAUUUGUUUUCCUUGCUCUGUGUAAUGAAAAAAAGAAAAAAAAACCAACACCUUUAUUUCACAUGCCAUUUUUUAACGCCCUGUAAUGAGUUCUUAGCUGAAUAAGUGAAAGGUGUGUAAAUUACAAUGAGGGAUUUUAGCUAAAGGGAAAGCACUUCUUAUUAUACUAUAAACCUCCCAAAGUACUGUGCUUGGUGGUGCUUUAUUUUCUUUUCCUUUUUCCCGGCCAUCCCUCCCCAUUUCACAUAAUCUUUUCUAUCAUAAAAACACAUUCACGAUUCUCUAAAAUGAGCGAUCUUCUGCCUUUAAAAAAAAGUGCUGUACCCUCCGUAGUUGACAGUAGCUCUCACCAUAUGUGCAGCAGAGAUCAAGUAGUCUCUGAAAAAUGGAUGGCUUUUCAAAUGUGUUUUUAGUUUGUUCUGAAAUGUUCCUGCGUCCUGACUGUAAGAACAGUGAUCUUCAGUAACUGCGUGCAGCAAAUUUGAAGCUCAGGUGUUUCUGUGGAGGUCGUGUUGGGGUGUUUUUUACAGGUCGUCAUGUGAAUACAGACUGAUUCUUUUAUGUAGUCCUGCACCAAGAGAACUGAUGUUGCUUAAGAAGCUUCAAAGGGUUUAGGCUUUAUUUUAGAUCCCCAAAGUGCAGCAAGAUCUCCCCGCAAUGUGACUUUAGCUGUUUAAUUCCAUGUUUGAGAACGUAACAUAGAGUUGUGCCUUUAGCUGAUAACGAAUGCUUAAACUGUUACACGUGUUGCCUUACCAUCAGAGAAAGAGAUAGGGCAUGUAUGUAAGACUACUUCAAAUGAACAAAACUCUCCUACAGCAACUUUUAUUUUGUUUACAACUUUCUCACCUAAUGAACCCUGGGAGAUACCUUGAAGUAUUCAACUUGGAGUAUUUGAUAGCUCGCUCAGCUUUUAAAAGCAAGUGAUGUUCAUUUUUAUAUAUUUUCCAAACUCAAAAGAUAUAUUAAAUCCAUAAGUGAAGACUGUCAUGCUUUUUAUUCUGAAAUCUGAAAGGAACCUUAAUUAAAACAAGAUUUUGGGGAAGGCCAUGAUAUGAAAGAUAUGGAACAAUAUGGUUUCAGUUAUAAGCAGACUCAAACCUGUAAAUCAAAGAUGAAAGAUUUCACUCAAAUAGAAUUAUAUAAUUCUCUUUUGUUAUGCAGUCAGACUAUAUCUUUCAUGCAUUUGGGUUUGUUUAUGAUUAGCAUUUUAAUUUUAAAGACUUUUAUUACUUAUACAAAAGCUCUCUGCUACAAGUUAGAAAUCUGAGGCAUGCUUUGAAAAGGGAAAUCUAAAAAAGGAAUGUCAUUUCCUAUAAUGUGAAGUAAACUUUUAUUCUGAAAGGCUUACUCUAAAAUGGAUGCAUGCCCCUCAGAAAGUGAAAUAAAAUUCUACCCCCCAUUUACAAGCCAAAAUCAUGCUCAUUUUAGUAAUGCAAAGAGUCCCAGCAGGCUAAAUUAACUCCUGGUGUAAGCCACCUUGCCUGACUUUGGGCUGUUCUGAAGGGGUUGUUCACAUGACUAAAGCAAUCAGGAGUUCAUCCUGCAUUUUCAGCAGACUUGUGAUGGCAAUCUUACUUGCCAUUUACUGCAAUUUUCUUGUGGUCAUCAAAGAAAUUUCCCUUCAAGGAAACCAAGUACCAUAGCUGAUGAGUUGGGUAAUUUGUAGAGCUUUUCACAUUUUGAAAUAAUGGCUGCAAAUUUUUAAUUGACUGCAUAGUAAGAUCAUUUUAAAAUCAACCCCACAAAUGCACAAUCAUCUGCUGGUGUCCUUAGCUUGCAUGAAAUUGAAUAUGAAUUGCAGCCUGAAAUGUGAGUUACAAACUUUACCAAUUAAAGUCUGUAUUCUGGGGUGGAAAUCAGCUAAAGCUGUCCUUUGUAGCUGGAAAUGCUUUUAAAAUGUCAGAAUAAUUUGAAUUAAACCACAUUAUAAAUUCACACUUACACAUUUGAACAGGCAUACUCCCAAACAGACAUCUAGACACGCCAUUGGUUAAAGUUAGGAUGAUUUGGAUAAGCAAAUGUGCAAAUAAACUGCACACAGAUUGUGUCCAGAGCUCUGUUCUCACUGAAGUCAAUAGCAAAAUCCUCUUUGAUUUCAAUGGGAGAUGGAUCAAGUCGUGCUUUUUUUUUUUUCCUUUAAGUCCAGAACACCAUUACUUUUUGAUUAUGUCAUUACAAGGCACCGUACAGCCCUCUGGGAAAUGAUUGAGGCUUAUGGUGAAUAUCAACACUUCCUUCAAAGCAGACCUGGGCUCUCUGAGAGGGCAGUUUCACUUGCUGCUGUUUUCUUCUCACAGUAUUUUUUAUUACCAUCAAUAGCUCCCCAUGGAUUGCAGUUAAAAUAUCUCCCAGCAAUUUUAGACAUACUUCGAGGGAAAUAUUCACAUAGACACUCUUAAAAAUGCCCAGUUUUAGCUGGAUUCAACAACAAAUUCCAAGAAUUUCAGAAAGAUGCACGAAUUGCAUGUCUCCCUUUCUAAUGUCCAAAUUCAGAGGAUUAGGAGCUGUUUUUGAAGAGAUAUCACAGUCUCAUGUCUCCCACGGACCUCAGCUUAGGCUAGGGAGAUUGACACCUCGGAAAAUUAAGUCCCAGAUAUUUCAAGCUGGCUGCCAAAAUAUCUACAUCUGAGCUUAGGUUACUUCUAACAAUGAGCUGAAAUGCUUAAAUAAGAUGGGGUAAAUGGUGGCUUCUGUGUGUGAUUCCACGGAGAAGGUGAAGCUAAGGGGGUGGUGGAGAGCCUUUGGAGCCAGGGUGACCCUCCACCUGGUGCUGGUGGCACGGGGGCUGCAGGCAGGCGGGAGAACGUCCUGCAGCACGGCCACCCCAGGCUGCCACCGCCAUUAGCAGCAAAUCUUUGCCUCACAAGGGAAGUGUGUAGGAACUUGCACUCUGCCUCUGGAUCAAGGUGUCCUUAAGCCACCAACCUGCAGAAUGAGAGAUGCCUCAGCAGCAAGUACCACUAACAUGCUUGCUCCAGUUCAUAUUCUUCCCUAGUGUUAAGGACUAAAUAUUAAGCUCAGUAGGGCUUUUGUUCUAGUCUUAGUUCAUAAAAUACUUUUCUUGUAUUCUUAGGUCCUUAAAUUCAUAGUAGAAACUGAAAAUUAAAAAGACAUAUAACUCAGGAUGUCAAGAAAAUAAUUAUUUUUAUCCAGCUUAAUGCUUUUACCUCAGCUGGAGUGGGAGCAAUGAUGAAGGGUAAAUCUCAGAACUGCUAAAACUUAAGACUGUCUUGCACUUCAUUUUUAGACUCUGUGUGAAGGAAUUCUAUAUGUGCUCAUUUGGCUUCAAUAUAAUCUGCAGCAAUUAAGUGCUUGAUUAUAUGAUACUUUUUCAGGCAAAAUUCCUAGCGAGCAAUCAAAGUUCAUGGGAAUUUUGCCAGUGUAAAGAUGACAGAAUUAGUCCCUUUUUUAAUUAUGUACCUUCCUAAUUUUACUUUCAGUGAAAAUGAAGUAACUAACUCCAGGCAAGUGAAUCUGAGGAAAAUAAAAUCAUUAAGCUAUCUUAAAUAAAGAUCAUAAAAGAAAAAGAAAAUAUAAACAGCUGUUAUGCAAACAAAGAUGGCUAUUUCUUUACUUUGCAAAAAAGUCAACAACUUGCUGCCAGCUGAAUGGAAGUGGCAAAAUGAAUCCCUCUCUAGAGUAUGUGGUAUUUGAGUUGGUGUUUUAUCUAAGUGCAGCCUCCCUAAAAAGCCGAGAGUCAUAACCGGAGAUGAAAUAUUAGAAAGGUUUUGCUGCAGCCAACACCAGAGGUCCUGUAGAGAACAAGAAUGUAGAGACUGACUAAUUUGUGUAGACAGGCAGCAGGACACUUUUGGGGCAAUGUGUCUGGGACGAAGAAUUAGAGGGAACUUUUCCAAAGGCACUGAUGGCUGUGAGGCAACUAACUUCUGGUAGCUUGCAGGGGCAAGGAGGUGCUCAGCGAGCAUUUGUUCUUUGGGAAGUGCCCCCUCUGUCCCACAAGCAUGCCCACAUGCAUGCAGACAUGAACCUCGCUGUACAAUUUUUUGUCCUAAGCAGCAGCAGCCAGGUGUGCUGCCCUGACCUGUAUGCUGUGCAUUUGCCUGAGAAGCUAUCAGCCCGCAGCAGACACUUCAUAACAUGACUGAUAGGGGAGAUUUUUGUAAGGUUUUUUUCUUCCAAUAGUGGCCUUUCCAGAAGUGUAGCAGUGCACGGUUGUUUUAUUUUAAAAGGUCACAGUAGAGCUUUGUGAACCGUUGUUGUUGUUGGGUUUUUUUUUUACAGUCUCCAUAUGGAAGUAAAACAGAAUAUGUACAUGGGGGGAAACCUGCUGGGAAAGAAUUUCUCUUAAAUCAAGCUUCUGCUACCCGCUUUUCAUCCUGGAUUUGGAGGAGUUUGGGUUCUUUAAUUAUCAUUUAAGCUUUCACUUUGUCAUGUCACUUGCUUUGGUUUUUUUACCUAUAAUUGAAUUCACCCUCGUAGCACAUAGAAAACUACCAAAAAAAGUCUGUCUUUUCUGACAGAUGCCCCUGCCCUUGGUGUGGGAAUGAGAAGAGCUUAUCUUUGUCACUUCUAGCAGCAAUUAAAUGCUUCAUUUUUGUGACAGAUCCAAACUGGAGUGGUAUUUUAUGAGUACGAUUUAGCUGGCUGUCUGCUGAUUGUUAAAAAAAGAAAUUGUGAAACUUGCAUUCCUCUCUAACCUCAAAAGGGACCCAUUUUGAUUUUAACAAUGUAAUAUUUUCACUUGAUCCAAAAGGUUUUUGUCCCAUGACAUCUUGUUACUAGCUCAGUUCUAGUCUCUAGCAAAUAACACACCCACAGAGGGCGAAGACCAAAAAGGACAUUCCAGCAACUAUUAAUUAUAUCUCUUCUGCACAAUCCUUCACCCUGCUCUAGUGCCAUGCUCUGUGGUUCAGCAUAUUAGAAUAGUUUAUAGCAAAAUAUAAAUUGUUCUGCACCAUCAAAGAUACUACUAUUCGGAUGUUAAUUAGCACACUGUGAGUUGGGCUGUAAUUUAUAAGGCAGGCAUGCUCCUGCAUGGAUGGUCUAAAGGCAAGGGACGCAUGAAAACCAGUGGCACUGGUAAUGACAAUCACUGAGAGUGAUUCUGUGCUAAGAUCUCCACACAUUAUCCCCUUCCUGAUGGUACUCCUGCCUGGCCAAAGGUAUAUUUGCAAUAGCAGAGCUGUAGGGUGCCCUGAUUGAAAGACCACUGAAAUCUCUUCUCUAACAGGCUUUGGGUAAGAUCUGGGAGGCAGCUAGAGAAGAAGCCUUAACUUUGCGCUCAGCCCCACACAAACUGUAAAAAAAGUGCAGAUACAGAUCUGAACUUGGCCACACAUCCCUGUUUCUGAUAUGAAGUGCCAGUUCUGCUUCCAGAAAAGUCUGUCUGAAAGAGCAUUGACAGUAGUGGAUAUAUCCUAUUAGCUUCAGGAGGGUGUAUACAUCAUGUGUUAUAAGAACAGGUUCAUACUCAUGUCUCUUGCUGCUUAGUUUACUGCUAUUUAAAAUUUCUUGAUUGGCUUAAUAUUCCAAGUUAGGAUGCAGUAGGAAAGCAUAAAGCAAUACCUGGUGAAGUCAUAACUAAAGCUUUCAAAGCAAACUUAUUGCCGUGGGUUUUUACAACACUGACUUUUUGGUCUAGGGAUGCAUAGCUGAAAUGUCUAUUUUUUUCUUGGGAAAUUGAUGUUGCUAUCUGUUUCUAUGAUAAAAACCAGUCCUUUUGCUCAGAGCACUAAAAGUUUAUCUGUAAUUUCUUUCCAGGCAGAUCAGAUUCUAAGGGAUAAAGCAUCAGUGGGACUGACCCAAAGGGCAACAUUUUUAAAGGUCAAUAGUAAUAUUUCCAUAAGAGUAAGAGGAACCAUUGUUAUUAUUCCUGAUACAUUUUUGUAUCUGAAAGCAUCCAAUGAGUAAUGUUAAGUACUAUUGUGCUCCAAAACUUUGUUGAUUAUAGAUAUAUGAGCAUAAGAUUGGCGUGAAAUAGCCUUCAACCAAGUUGUUAAAAUCCCUUUUGUUUUGUGUUUUGUAUAAUUCUUUGGCUAUAGUCUUGUCCUAGUGUUAAUAAAAGCUAUUUGAAGUAA